AACAAGUCAUCUCGUCUCUGCGAUGCCAAGUGCAAAGUCGUCGCCGCUUCCUGCACGCGGCCUCGUCUCGGGUACCUCCGAGCUCUGCAGCGCCACAGCUGCCCUUCGAGAAGCCAGCAAUGCGCGCCGUCCGCACACGCCGGCGCCGCGCCGUCCGCACACGCCGGCGCCGCCCCGGUCGCGCCGCCGACUCUGUAGCGAAAUGCGGCUGCAGGUCGACCGGCUCGCGAUCGUGCAAUCGGGCGACGUCCGCUUCGCCGUCUGCGUUCCGUGCAAGCUCGUUCUUAGCGUCGACGUCCCGCGCAUCAUCGAGCAUGUGUAUGGCGCAUGCAGCCAGCCAUUUCCACGGACGGUGCCCCAAGCGCAGGUGACGCAGGCGCUCGUCGCGUCCAACCUCUCGAGCCCGACAGCGAUUGCAGCCUCGCCGUACCGAACGCCAAGCGGAGACCCAGUUCCGGCACUACCUCUGUACCCAUCGACCCGCGGCUUCCGAUGUACGCGCGCCGCCUGCGUCUACUUUGCGCAUGACGAAGCAACGAUGCGACGACACGUCAAGAACCAUGGCACCAAGCCGGCUCUCGGCACGACGUUUGCGCGCUGCAAGGUCCAGCAGAUCGCCAAAGGCAAGUACAUCUCGGUGAGUUUGGCACAUGGCGGCGACGGCCCGCUCGCAACGCCGUUGCGAAUGACGCGUUUGGUGUCAACAAGCGACGCGCCACUGACACCGAGUACAACUACGACUGGUCGGACGCCGACUGAAGGACCGUCCACCAAGCACAUUGCACCAGCGAUCAACGAUACUACCAAGGCUGUGGUGCCGCCCACAAAGGUCGUGACGCAGCCCAUGGCACCCACAAUGGCCACGUCGGUAGCAGGUCGAGAGCCCGUGACAGCACCAGAAGAAGCGGCUGCAAGAGAGACAACGACCCAGCGGCAGGUCAGCUGGCCGUACCGGUUCAGCAAACGCGCGACACAAAAUUUCAUCGAUCUCUCGAGGAGCCCGCCUGUCGUUGUGGACCUCACUCUGAGCGACGACGAGUCCGAGUCGGACUUUGAUCUGCCGCUGAGCCCGCGCUCGUACGCGGACUUGUGUCAACGCGCAAGGAACGCUACCGACACGUAUAAUGUCUAACUUGAUAUGUUGAUACGAUCGAGUGCAGUAGCUUGUCCUCCGCCAGAGUCUUUCGCAGGACGCUACGCUCAACACAUCUGAAUAUGUACAUAAAUCAAGCAAAACGCCCAGUCCUAGUA
Messenger RNA from Saprolegnia diclina VS20, 1251 nucleotides. RefSeq lists its product as hypothetical. The coding region runs from base 23 to 1132 and encodes 369 amino acids. The transcript has a single exon. The record is from RefSeq and is a predicted model, not a curated record. NCBI's taxonomy places the organism in Eukaryota, Oomycota, Saprolegniomycetes, Saprolegniales, Saprolegniaceae.